Mauremys reevesii (Reeves's turtle) is the source of this 5298-nucleotide messenger RNA. RefSeq names its product NACHT, LRR and PYD domains-containing protein 3-like. NCBI's taxonomy places the organism in Eukaryota, Metazoa, Chordata, Testudines, Geoemydidae. Gene Ontology annotation, molecular function: protein binding. The record is from RefSeq and is a predicted model, not a curated record. Bases 1 to 2880 code for a protein of 959 amino acids. The transcript is spliced from 7 exons. Gene Ontology annotation, cellular component: cytoplasm.
AUGGAAAACCGAAGCAGAAUCAGUGACCUGCUCAUGCAUGCCCUUGACAGCCUUCCUCAGGAAGACUUCAAAAGAUUUAAAGACAAACUAUCACAUUCUGGCUUUAAGGGAAAAGGUACCAUCCCCCUAGGUCGGCUGGAGAAUGCUGACAGGAUAGAUACUAAGAACAUAUUGAUGGCAUUGUAUGGUGGAGAUGCUGCAGUAGAUGUGACCAUAGAAAUUUUCACUCAGAUACAUGUCAGAGAAGCUGCUGCUAACCUCAGAGAAGACAGAGAGAAAGUUUUUUCAAAGGAAAAGGAGAAAAAAGCAAAAGUUGAAGAAACAAGAGGGAACAACAGACACUGGGACCUGGGACCAUGUGCAGAGAUACGUCAUACCAAGGAGCAGGGAGAUGAUCAUCCCUCUCUGAAAGGCUGUGAUUACCGGAAGAAGUAUAGAGAACAUAUACAAGGAGAAUACCAAAUAAUAGAAGAUAGGAAUUCUCGCCUGGGUGAAUGUGUGAGUGUAGACAAAAGAUACACAAAACUGCUUAUUGUAAAGGAACAUCAGGGACGGGAGGAGAAAGAACAUGAAAUAAUCACCAAACGAAAGAGACAUGCACAGUUGAUGGCUCAACAAACUAAUCUCACUAAGAUUAGUGCUUUAUUUGAUCCUGGUAGAAAUCAACAAAUCACAAGAACUGUUGUGCUGCAGGGAACAGCUGGAAUUGGGAAAACAACGACAGCAAAAAAGAUUAUGUUGGACUGGGCAGCUGGAAAACUCUAUCAGAAAAAGUUUGAUUAUGUUUUCUAUAUAAAUUGCAGAAAAAUAAAUCUUGUUACUGCACAGAAAAGUGCUGCUGAUUUGGUUUUAGACAAUUGUCCUAAUGGAAAAGGACCAAUUAAAGAAAUCUUUGAGAAGCCAGAAAAACUCCUGUUCAUAAUAGAUGGUUUUGAUGAAUUGAAUUCCUUUCUAGAUAUUGAUGAAGUUAGUCUGUGUACUGACCCAUUUGAGAAGAAGCCAAUGAAAACUGUACUGUGCGGCUUAUUGAGAAAGAAACUUCUACAAAAAUCCUUCUUACUGAUCACUACAAGACCAACUGCUCUGGAGAAAUUAAAGCAGAAUUUGAAAUUUCCAUGUUAUGCAGAGAUAAUGGGAUUUUCUGGAGAAGAGAGGAAAGAAUAUUUUCAUAAAUUCUUUGGUGAUGAAAAGAAAGCAACACAAGCUUUUAAUUUUGUCAAAGAAAAUGAAAUGCUCUUCACCAUGUGCUUUGUCCCCAUUGUGUGUUGGAUCGUCUGCACGGUUAUGAAGCAAAAGAUGGAAAAAAAGGAAGAUCUUGCACAAACUUCAAAAACAACCACCUCAGUAUAUUUGCUCUUUCUGUCCACUGUGCUAACUGAUCAUUUCACUGACUCAAUACAUAUGCAACCAUCUAAAACUACCCUGUGGAAGCUUUGCUUAUUGGCUGCGGAUGGAAUUUUAGAACGGAAAAUCCUGUUUGAAGAAGAUGACCUGAAGAAGCACAAUUUAUCCUUGUCUAACAUUCAGACUCUUUUUCUGGGUAAAAAUAUUUUUCAAAAAGACACAGAAUGUGAAGGUGUCUACAGUUUCAUUCACUUGAGUUUCCAAGAGUUUUUUGCAGCUUUGUUCUAUGUGCUAGAGAAAGAUGAAGAAACAAAGAAAAAAUCAUCGAUUUCUAAGAAAGAUUUAAACCACUUGUUAAAAAUGUAUGGACCAUCUAAAAAUAACUAUUUGAUGUUAACAGUACGUUUCUUGUUUGGUCUCUUAAAUAAAGGGAGACUAAAUGAUAUGGAGAAAAAGUUACACUGUAAAACAUCAUCUGCAGUAAAGCUGGAAUUAUUGAAGUGGUUUGAAGCAGAAGCUAAAAAAAUCUCCUCUCUGCCCUAUAAGGACUCUGAGGAACUGCAUGACCAGCUUGAGUUGUUUCACUGUUUGUAUGAAAGUCGGGAAGAAGAGUUUGUGAAACGCGCCAUGGCUAAUUUCCAAGAAAUUAGACUGGAACGCAUCAGGCUUACAACAGCAGAUGAAAUUGCUCUUUCAUUCUGUGUAAAGAACUGUUGUAGUAAUCAGUCACUUUACCUAUGUAAAUGUAUGCUUGGGAUUGGAGAACGAGAAGAAGGAUGGAUAGCAAAGCUACAGAAAUGGUUAUUUCCUCUGAACCCAGGGAUUAAAGAUAUGAGAACUUCAACUGCACACUCAUUGUGUCAAGGACUGAAGGAUCCAAACUGUAAACUAAAAACAAUAGUAUUGCGGCAGUGCGGUCUCACAGCUGCUUGCUGUGGGAAUCUCUCUUCUGCCCUCACUACAAACCAGUCCCUGACUGAACUGGAGCUGAGUGGGAAUAAACUGGGAGAUUCAGGAAUUAAACUUCUGUGUGAAGGACUGAAACAUCCCAGAUGUAAACUGCAGAAAUUAGUGGUUUGGGAUUGCCAGUUCACUGAUGCUUGCUGUGGAGAUCUCUCCUCUCUGCUCAGCACAAACUGGUCCCUGAGAAAGCUGAACCUGAGAGGUAAUAACCUGAGUUAUUCAGGAGUGAAGCUUCUGUGUGAAGGACUGAAACAUCCAAACUGCAAGUUACAGAAGCUCGACUUGUCUGAAAGGAACAUAAAUGGAAAAACAACCAAAGUAUUGGAAGUUUUGCAGAAGAUAAAACCUGGUUUAUUGAUUGUGCAUAAUGCAGCAUCCAGCCAUCAGAACCCAGGUACAAAGACAAGGAGGAUGGAAUGUCUUCCAUCUCAGUGUCAUACAUUCAUCUGCAGACUAAUGUCUCGGAGUUCAGAAAUGAUGUGGAAUAUUUUUGAGAUGCAUUAUUGGGAGGUUGGACUCAUUCUGCUGUUAAGCAUUGCUACAUAUUGGCUUCUCUGGCUGAUGUAUAUUUAAGUAUCUGAAAUGCAAGGCUGUGCAGAGGAUUUACAAAUCUUGAGACAUUUUUGACUCCCUUUAAGGAAUUGCAGUAGUGCAACAGAUUUGAAGUGGGAAUUGCUUUCCCUUUAAAGCUGGCGUGUCAAACACCUGUCCCAUGUGAUGUGUUUUUGUUGCUGCAUCAUAUACUCAGAUUCUACAGAGUAUAAGCUUUCCUUUAUUGACUUACUUUUAAAAGUAACUUUUUUGGCUUCAUAAUUGCGAAGAAAUUUCCUGUAUAUGAAAUGAAUGUCAUUGAAGCAGCGAUGUCUGGCUGAGUCUGCAGAUGGCCUGAUGACCCUGGGAGAUGUGAAUGCUAAUGCAAACACUGCCCCUCAGUAAUCUCCCUGGGGUGCUAGUUCUAAAUCCCCAAGUCAAUGUCAACCUGAACUACAGGUGGGAGGAUGGGAGUUAACAGGGAAGAAAAACCAGAAGAGAGACACAGACCAUGAAGGGGGGAGAUAAACAAAGGGGAUAAACUGAUACUGAAUGUGACAGGAAGACACUGAACAAAUAAUAAACAUCAGAACUUUUCAUUGGUUGGUAUCAUUGCUACUUAAAGGCCAUGUUCUACCCUGGAGCUCUGUGCCAACCUCCCGUUGCCAUCAGUGGCAGCUCUGCUGUGGAGCGAGGGGAGUGUAGAGUCUGAUAUUUAUUUCCUGACCCAAGGACCAUAAUUUAACAAGGAAAUUCAGCCCCUUCUAAAGAAUAAGUUUGAGAUACACCAUAGGUGUCAAUGAGAGACAGAGUACGAAGGGUUAAUUCCCCAAAGCCAUUGAGGGUCUAUGCUGAUGUAAAUCUAUUAAUACUGAAAUGGAAUCUCUGCUCUGUACAUUUAAAGCAAUCCUUGCUGAAAGUUUCUCUUUUGCCCAACAAAAUUUAAGAUGGCCAGAGAAAUACAACGCUUAUUAUUGCAUGUCAUUGCCUAAAGAGUCCCAGACAGAAUAACGAGUCUUCAACCUGGUUGAGGCCUCUAGGUGCUAUUGUAAUGUAAUAAUAACAACACACGGGGACUGGACAUUUCUGUAACCUUAAAUGCCUGUUCUAGGAGACAUAGCAGAGAGGCUGUUCUCAGCUUAGUCCUAAGUGACACGGUGUUGUUGGUAUAACUAGUAAUAGUGACUUUUUUUUAAGUGCAACAUCCUCAUGGGAGAGAUUCUAGCAAAAAUCAUCAUGAUGUCACUAAAAUUCAGAGAUGGGGAUUUUUAAAAAUGGGGAAGCUCACAGUGAAAACCUAAAGUCAAAAGUGAGGCUAUUAAAAUCCUUAGAUUUAGCAUGGAAAUGACUUAACCUUACGUCAGUUGAGUCUUAGGAAGUGUGCCUUCCCCUAAAGAAAAAAAAGAAGCAGGAAGGGUUAAAUAGAAAGAUUCAAGAGGUUAUUUAAGCCAAACAGGUCAAGUUCCAACCCCAGAGAACGCAACAGAAAGAGCAUAAAAUAUGGCAGUGAAAUGUAAAAAUGGAAGUUUGGAGGGUUUGGCGAGACUUUGAAGAGGGAUUAGCCAAGAACACACAUUCUUUCUUUCUGUAUAUCGAAGGCAAGGAGCCUGCACAGGGACUGGUGAGCUCUCUGGCCUUGCAGGGGAAAAGGAAAUAAUUAAAUAGUAUAGAGACACUGCAGAGGGAUUAAGACCCCAAGCCUAAAUGUUUGCAGAACUGGGACCCAAAUCAUUUAUUUGUAUCAAUCACCACCACAGAGGAUGUUGGGGUGAUGCCUACGGUUUUUCAGGUAGCGGAGAUGAGUCACUGUCGAAGACUGAUGUGUCAAAAGUAGAAUUGCUGGAAUAAACCAGUUAAAAAAAUGGCAAACAGUCACCUGGACCAGAUGGUUACACCGAAGAGUGCUGUAGGAAUUUAAUAAUGAAGUAAAGCUGCUAACCAUUGAAAUCAGCUCCUGUAGCUGAGACCUGGGACAUAGCAAACACUGAAUCUAUCUCUAAGUGUUGGGGUGAUCCAGGGAGUUACAGACUGGUGAGCCUUGUGACAGAUGAACACAGGCAUGUCUUUUAGACUUUCUAUUAUCUACAUAUUUAUGAGCCAGACCUUGGAAGCAGGAAAACUUCAAAGAUUUAUACUGAGAUGGGCCAGGUGAGAUGGACCUAUUCAUAGGCUGUUGUAUCAAUACGUGUUAUAUGUAUUUGUGGGUUCCUGGCUUGCUGGCUGGAUUUCCUCAGGAAUCUGGAGUCACUAAGGCGUGAAUAAAGCAAAUCCCAAGGCUGGUUAUGCAGAUGCCCAGACUCUGAAGCUUCGCUCGCUGGGGAAAGGGUCAGUGGCUGGUUUUACCUGUUUCAGGAGGCCUGGGAAACAAAAGCCCUAAAAUCAUGUUCAAGUGUGAGCCUGAACUGACAGAAGGGCUCAUUCGAUUCAAUAACCUGACAUGAACUUUGAGUGAGACACUCA